AUGGCGGCUGAAGGCGGUGGCGUCCGGGCGCUGUCCCAGCGCGAGCAGGACAUCCAGAUGAUGCUCGCCGCCGACGUCCACCUCGGCACCAAGAACUGCGACUUCCAGAUGGAGCGCUACGUCUACAAGCGCCGCACUGACGGCAUUUACAUCAUCAACCUUGGCAAGACCUGGGAGAAGCUUCAGAUGGCCGCAAGGGUCAUUGUUGCGAUUGAAAACCCUCAGGACAUCAUUGUGCAAUCUGCUAGGCCCUAUGGACAGAGGGCUGUCCUCAAGUUUGCCCAGUACACUGGUGCUAACGCCAUUGCUGGCAGGCACACUCCUGGUACAUUCACCAACCAGAUGCAGACUUCAUUCAGUGAGCCACGCCUUCUUAUCCUGACCGACCCCAGGACUGAUCACCAGCCUAUCAAGGAGUCUGCACUUGGAAACAUCCCCACCAUUGCCUUCUGCGACACUGACUCUCCUAUGCGUUACGUUGAUAUUGGCAUUCCUGCUAACAACAAGGGGAAGCAGAGCAUUGGUUGCCUAUUUUGGCUGCUCGCCAGGAUGGUUCUGCAGAUGCGUGGUACCAUUCUCCCAGGACACAAGUGGGAAAUCAUGGUUGAUCUGUUCUUCUACAGGGACCCAGAGGAAGCUAAGGAGCUUGAGGAAGAUGAGGCUUUGGGUGCUCCUGAGUACGCUGCAGUUGCAGAGUACACUGCCCCAGCGGGAGAUACCUGGGGUGCUGAAUGGCCAGGAGCUGCAGCUCCAGCUGCUGCCGUCGAAGCCCCGGCUGGGGCUGAGUGGACUGGUGCUCCAGCUCCUGCGGCCGAUGGAUGGGAUGCAGUUGCAGCACCUGCCCCUACUGGCUGGGAACAGGGCAGCGCUCCCGCACCUGCAGCAGCACCAGCUGCUACUCCGAACUGGGAGUGA
Molecule: messenger RNA, 915 nt
Organism: Triticum turgidum subsp. durum (durum wheat)
Lineage: Eukaryota; Viridiplantae; Streptophyta; Magnoliopsida; Poales; Poaceae
Source: the annotation of a GenBank genome assembly